UGAUUCACAUUCACAUUAUUCUUCAUUUUUUUAAAAAAAUAUGACUAAUUGAUUUCCAGUCAUAUGGUUUUCAAUUGUUGAUGAUUAUCUUAUCCACCAAUAUUGACAGUAUUGUCCGUAAAUCCGAUAUUUUUGUCAUUGUUUUUCUAGAUGUUGUUAAUAACACCUCUGAUUGAACGCGUGAUCCUGUAAAAUGAAUUAUUUUGGCAAAAUAUUCUCCAAUAUUAGCCAGGCAUAUAGUGAACUAAAUCCGGCUACAUUGACCGGUGCUAUCGAUGUGAUUGUUGUUGAACAAGAAGAUGGCACCUAUCUUACAUCACCGUUUCAUGUUCGUUUCGGUAAAAUGGGCGUAUUACGAAGUCGAGAAAAAAUUGUUGAUAUAGAAAUCAAUGAUGAACCGGUGGAAAUACAUAUGAAAUUAGGCGAUAGUGGUGAAGCAUAUUUCCUGGAAGAAUGUGAUGAUGAUGAUGAUGGUAAUGAUGAUGAAGAGGAAGAGGAUAAAAUUCCAGCUGUUGAUGAUACGGCUGCAACAACACCGGAUGGCCAAACAAAUGAUCUUAACGAUAAUGAUAAUGAAGCAAAAUGUGAUAAACCAGUGCAAGACAGUAGUGUUGAAGCAUCGGCGGAAAAUGUAUCUGCACAAAAUGAUUUACCCGUUCCAAUUAAUGAUGAUUCAUCGGCCAUUGAACAUUCCUCCGCUACAAUAACAACAACUCAGGUUAUAAAUAAUAAUAACAAAAUCACCGCUAUUGAUCCAUCAUCUACUGAUUCCUCGACUUCGACACCAUGUUCGUCAUCAUCAUCCAAUCAAAAACGUACACGACGGAAAAAGAAAACCAAACACGGACAAAAGCCAUCAUUCACAGAAUUUUCCCGAAUUACCUGAUUCCAUACAGCUAAAUAAAGAACAAUCGAUCGAACAACAAUUAAAAAUUCCUAUCAACAAACAAAUGAAAAGGAUUUGCAUCCAUUUUCCGAUAGUGAAUAUGAUACUAAAAAACAACGAGAAUCAAUUUCAUCUGAAUGUUAUAAAUCGGAUUCGGAAAUCGAAACGUCACGAAGUGAAAAAAUAUCUAAUAAUCAAGAUUUCAUUUCUUGGGAUUGGGGUGAAUUACCACAUGUGAAAAAUGAUUCUACACCCAUUUUGAAUCAUACAAAAUCAUCAAUAUCAUCGAUGCCGAUAGCCAUGGCCGAGUUAACAUCUGAUCAAUCUAAAUCGAUGCUUGGUGGUGUUCUGAAUUUCAUGACCAAAGAACAAGAUGGUCCAAAUAGCAUCGACCCCAGCGGCACUAAAGAUGAUGAUAAAGGAAUCUAUCUUGAUGAACUAGAUCCUAAUGACAUGAAUCCUGAAGUAGCAGCCAAAUAUUUCCCGAAAUUUCGUUCAAGUUUAACAACUAAACCUUCUAAUAUUUUAACGGCUACAAGUAGUGAUGAUGACAUUGAAUCUGGUAAAGGUGCAUCGUUAUCAAAUUCGCCACGUAGUGCUGAUUUUAAUUAUCAACAACCAGAAACAUUACAUUCAGAUUUUGUUGAUCGUGUAAAAGAACAACUAAUGAUACCAGGUGAUCUAUAUAGUUUAAGUCGAAUCUAUCACGAUAUGUCAAUGUCUCUAUGUGGACAUGUGGAAGAUUUAAUUGAAAAUCCUGAUAAUACUGAAAGAUUUCUUCAAUCAAUCAUAUCAUUCGAUGAUUUCAAUGAAAACCCUUUACAGAUUCUUGAUAAUCCAAAUUUGGUAAUACGUAUGGGUUCAGAAUAUUAUACAUGGAAAAUGGCAUCAUCAAUGGUACUAUCAUUGCUCUUAUUUCAACGUCCAUUAUCGGAUAAAACAAUGCAAGUUUUAAAGGAAAAAUGUAUACCAAAAAAAGUUAAUAAUCAAAAUUCUCGUUCAUGGCGUUCAUGGUUUCGUUCACCAACACAAAGUGAAUCUAACCAUCAACAAUCUACUGAACCGGCAGCUACGACGACCAUUGAUAGCAGUAGUAAUAGCAGUUCAAAUAAUAUUCAUACAUCCGGAGCUAAUGUAACGCCGACAAAAAAUUCAAACAACAAUUAUUCUUCGAAUAGUAUCGAAUAUGUAUCGGAUGAUGAAACAUAUAAUUCGGUUAUAAUUUCAAAUAAUAGUGCAAGAAAUUCAACGACAAACAAACAGGAUUCAAACACUGGUACGAAGAAAAAAUAUCGUAAAGUAUUGCGAUUAAGUUCAGAGGUUCUAAAGAAAUUAAAUCUACGCCAUGGAUGUAAUAAGAUAAUGUUCAGUGUAACUACUGCUUAUCAAGGCACUACAGCUUGUGAAAGUAAAAUAUUUCUUUGGCGUCAUAAUGACAAAAUUAUCAUAUCAGAUAUUGAUGGUACAAUCACAAAAUCCGAUGUACUUGGACAUAUUCUUCCAUACAUUGGUAAAGAUUGGGCUCAAAUGGGUGUGACUAAACUGUAUGCAAGCAUCGGACAAAAUGGGUACAAAUUUUUAUAUUUAUCUGCUCGUGCUAUCGGUCAGGCUAAAGGUACAAGAGAUUAUUUGACAAGCAUCUGUCAGGAUGGUCAAUGUCUACCCGAUGGACCUGUAUUAUUGUCACCGACAUCAUUAUUUUCAGCUCUUCAUCGUGAAGUUAUUGAAAAGAAACCCGAAGAGUUUAAGAUAAGCUGUUUGAAAGAUAUACAAUCUUUGUUUCCAAUGAAUCCAUUAUUCGCUGGUUUUGGCAACAAAAUCAAUGACACUUGGGCAUACAAAGCAGUUGGCAUCGAUAUAAGCCGUAUAUUCACUAUAAAUCAUCGCGGUGAACUUAAAUGAAAAAUCAGAUCAUUUAGAUCAUCAUAUAAUGAAUUGAGCCAAUUUGUGGAUCAAAUGUUUCCACCAUUGAACAAAGAUCGAUUAGUCGAACCGCAUGAUGAUUUUAAUUCAUUUUUAUAUUGGCGUACAGAUAUACCAAUAAUCGAUGAUAAUGAAUUGAUUGGAUCAACAAAUGGAUUAUCAUCAGUACUGGCCAAAUGAUGAUUAUCAUUAUGUUAGCUAUAAUUUGUUGAUUUUAUUUUUUUUCUCCUUUUUUUUAAUUCAAUGUCGAUACAAAUACAUGAAUGUUUUCACAACACCUAUUCAUCAUUAAUAUAUGGUCUUUCAUAUCAGAAUCCACUGUCUUGAUUUUAUUAUUAUUAUUAUUAUUGCAAUUUUUAUUUUUGAAAUACAAAUCAUUUUAUUUGUUUUUUCUUAA
Dermatophagoides farinae (American house dust mite) is the source of this 3206-nucleotide messenger RNA. It is a transcript of the gene Lpin, whose product is annotated as phosphatidate phosphatase LPIN. Gene Ontology annotation, cellular component: nucleus. Lineage: Eukaryota; Metazoa; Arthropoda; Arachnida; Sarcoptiformes; Pyroglyphidae. Gene Ontology annotation, biological process: positive regulation of transcription by RNA polymerase II; cellular response to insulin stimulus; triglyceride biosynthetic process. Gene Ontology annotation, molecular function: transcription coactivator activity; phosphatidate phosphatase activity. The record is from RefSeq and is a predicted model, not a curated record.